AGCAGAAGUGGUUUCUUGAACAAGGUCGUUAGACGUAUUGUUCAAGGUUCAGUAGUAAAUACUAAUAAAAUGGGUACCUCAUUUUCGCGGACUUGUAAUAUAAACUCCACAUCAAGCAGGGAAACCAAUGAAAGACGUGGCACCAUUUCCCGCUUGGAAUCAACCAACAACUAUGUAGAGUCAGUUGUCUGCAAUCAAGAUGACUUGAAAGACAAUGAAAUGAAAGUCUUCGAUAUCGGAGAUGAAGGAAAAGUGCUGCUCGUCAAACAGAAAGGGGAAUUCAGUGCCUUGGGCACUAAGUGCACUCAUUAUGGGGCUCCGCUGGUGUCUGGGGCUCUUGGAGACGGGAGGAUAAGGUGCCAGUGGCAUGGAGCUUGCUUCAACAUCAAGACGGGGGAUAUUGAAGAGUUUCCUGGCUUUGAUUCACUGCCGUGCUACAAGGUUACAGUUACUGAAAAAGGAGAAGUCAAAGUACGCGCCAAGAUCAGCGACCUAAAGAGCAACAAGCGCAUCAAGGACCUCGGCAGCCCCUGCAGCGCCGACGGCUCCUCCGUGGUCAUCGUGGGCGGCGGCCCCUCGGGCGCCACCUGCGCCGAGACCCUCCGCGCCGAGGGCUACCGCGGCCGCAUCACCAUCGUCGCCAGGGAACACUUCCUCCCCUACGACAGGAUCAAAGUGUCCAAGAUAGGAACAGCCACCGACAUAGAGAAACUCCAAGCAAGGACACAGGAAUAUUACAGUGGAUCGAAUAUUCAUGUUAUCACAGACACAGAGGCCGUUAAAGUCGAGCCUGAUGCGAAACUAGUACAUCUGAGCAACGGCUCCAAACUGUCUUAUAAUUCUUUGUAUUUGGCCACCGGAUGCAAACCCCGUGUGCCUGAUGUACCUGGCAUUGAUCUUAAGAAUAUAUUCACUGUCAGAGACUUUCAGGAUUCAAUGGAUAUUUUGAAUGCUUUAGGUGAGGGCGGAGAUAAGAACGUAGUCGUUUUAGGCUUGAGUUUCAUCGGUCUUGAAAUAGCCUCGUCUUGUGUUAAGAAAGCAAAGUCCAUGACUGUCGUUGGGAAAGACGACGCGCCUUUAGGGCUCGUGUUUGGUAGAGAGAUAGGCCAGAGCCUCCAAAAGCUGUUUGAAGAGAACGGUGUGACGUUCCAUUUCCAAACCACAAUCGUGAAAUGCAACGGUGAGAACGGUGUUAUCAAAUCGGUGGAACUCGCCAACGGGACCACAUUGCAAGCCGAUAUGCUCAUUUUGGGUGUGGGAACUACCUACUACACAGACUUUUUAAGAGAUACCGGUAUCGCUUUGCAACCCAACGGCGCGGUUAACGUCAACGAUAAGUUGGAAACUAAUAUCAAACAUAUUUAUGCCGGUGGUGAUAUCGCGUACGCUCCCGUGUACAGUUACGAGAACAAACAAAUGAGCAUAGGUCAUAUUGGCUUAGCUCAGUACCAUGGACGAGUGGCAGCUUUGAACAUUCUGAAGAGGGAAGCGCCUUUAAGAACAGUUCCAUACUUCUGGACUAUGGUAUUCGGGAAGUCUAUUCGCUACGCUGGGUGCGGGCGCCCGGCUAGCACGAUGAUAGAUGGCGAUAUCGCUGGCCUCAAGUUCGUCAUUUUCUUUUUCGAUGAGAAGGACAAGGUGAUUGCCGUGGCGUCCUGCAUGAGGGACCCGGUCGUGUCCCAGUUUGCGGAGUACUUACAUCAAGGGAAAUCUCUGUUCAGGAAGGACCUCAAAGAUGACGCUUUUGCGUGGACCAAAAAUAUUAAUUAAUUUCAAUAGGAUGUUUGGUUGGUCGAAU
Messenger RNA from Cydia amplana, 1798 nucleotides. Its product is annotated as apoptosis-inducing factor 3. NCBI's taxonomy places the organism in Eukaryota, Metazoa, Arthropoda, Insecta, Lepidoptera, Tortricidae. The transcript is spliced from 4 exons. The record is from RefSeq and is a predicted model, not a curated record. Gene Ontology annotation, molecular function: oxidoreductase activity, acting on NAD(P)H; 2 iron, 2 sulfur cluster binding; flavin adenine dinucleotide binding. Gene Ontology annotation, cellular component: cytoplasm. Bases 70 to 1770 code for a protein of 566 amino acids.